Molecule: messenger RNA, 1311 nt
Organism: Lolium perenne
Lineage: Eukaryota; Viridiplantae; Streptophyta; Magnoliopsida; Poales; Poaceae
Product: adenosine kinase 2
Biological process (GO): purine nucleobase metabolic process; purine ribonucleoside salvage
Cellular component (GO): nucleus; cytosol
Molecular function (GO): adenosine kinase activity
Source: RefSeq, a predicted model, not a curated record
UCCUCACCUCACGAACUCGCCAUUCGCCAGCACAGGCCUCAGAUCUCGCGCUCGCCUUGCCCCCCGCGCGCCGUCGUCGAGAGCAGCUGAGAGAAUGGCGGCCAACGGCGUGCUCCUCGGGAUGGGCAACCCCCUCCUCGACAUCUCCGCCGUCGUCGACGAGGACUUCCUCACCAAGUAUGACGUCAAGCUGAACAAUGCCAUUCUCGCUGAGGAGAAGCACCUGCCCAUGUACGACGAGUUGUCCAGCAAGGGCAAUGUUGAAUAUAUUGCUGGAGGAGCCACCCAGAACUCUAUCAGGGUUGCCCAAUGGAUGCUUCAAACCCCUGGUGCAACUAGUUACAUGGGCUGCAUUGGAAAGGACAAGUAUGGUGAGGAGAUGAAGAAGAAUGCGCAGGCUGCAGGAGUUACCGCUCAUUACUACGAGGAUGAGACUGCUCCUACAGGCACAUGUGCUGUCUGUGUUGUUGGUGGCGAAAGGUCAUUGAUUGCAAACUUAUCUGCAGCGAACUGCUACAAAUCUGAGCAUCUAAAGAAACCGGAGAACUGGGCACUAGUUGAGAAGGCAAAAUACAUCUACAUUGCUGGCUUUUUCCUCACUGUGUCCCCUGAUUCUAUUCAGCUUGUCGCUGAGCAUGCUGCUGCAAACAACAAGGUUUUCUUGAUGAACCUCUCUGCUCCCUUUAUCUGUGAGUUUUUCCGUGAUGCCCAAGAGAAGGUUCUUCCGUAUGUGGACUACAUCUUCGGAAAUGAAACUGAAGCAAGGAUCUUCUCUAAAGUCCGUGGGUGGGAGACUGAGAAUGUUGAGGAGAUCGCUUUGAAGAUCUCACAACUGCCUCUGGCUGAGGGAAAACAAAAGAGGAUUGCUGUGAUUACUCAAGGUGCUGACCCAGUAGUUGUGGCUGAGGAUGGGAAGGUGAAAACAUUCCCUGUGAUCCUAUUGCCCAAGGAGAAGCUUGUUGACACCAAUGGAGCAGGUGAUGCCUUUGUUGGAGGCUUCCUAUCUCAGUUGGUUCAAGGGAAGAGCAUUGAGGACAGCGUGAAGGGUGGUUGCUACGGAGCAAAUGUUAUCAUCCAGCGUUCUGGCUGCACUUACCCUGAGAAGCCUGACUUCAACUAGAACAAAUCCAGCGGCGUUACGGAAAGCAACACUUAACCACUUAAUGGUUCGGCCUGUUUUCCCUGUAUUGUGUUGAGGCUUUCCAUCUGAUCCGGCCUAUAUUUUUUGGCUGUGAUAUCUGUUACAUUCCUAUGUAUGGUACUUUUAUCAUUUUUAUAAGGCAUGAUUGCCAUUAUAUGGUGUGUUUGUCA